UCUCAAGCCCGGGGUGCCUCGGUUUCGCGCGCGCCCGACGAUCCCCAACUCUUGACGCGCUGCAGCCUCUCGCGACCCCCAGCGUCCCGAAGGAGGGGCUCUGCGGAGCCGCGCGCGCCGGCCGAUAAAACGAUGCCACGCAGAAAGAAAAAAGUUAAAGAAGCCUCUGAAUCUGAAAACCUGGAGAAGAAGGAUGCUGAAGCUACCAGUUCUGUCAGUGUGAAGAGGAAGCGUAGACUUGAGGAUGCAUUCAUUGUGAUAUCUGAUAGUGAUGGAGAGGAACCAAAGGAGGAGAAUGGCUUGCAGAAAACGAAGAUAAAACAGUCAAAUAGAGCAAAGUGUUUGGCCAAAAGAAAAAUUGCACAUCAAACCCUGUGCCUACGCAUGCCAGAGAUGACAGAAGAAGAGCAGUUUGCUCUGGCUCUUAAAAUGAGUGAGCAGGAAGCUAGGGAGGUGAACAGCCAGGAGGAGGAAGAAGAGGAGCUCUUGAGAAAAGCCAUUGCUGAAAGCCUGAAUACUUGCCGGCCUUCUGAUGCCUCUGCUACCAGAUCUCGACCUCUGGCCACUGGACCAUCUUCACAGUCCCACCAAGAGAAAACCACAGACUCUGGGACCACUGAAGGCAUAUGGCAGCUGGUACCUCCAUCACUGUUUAAAGGCUCACAUAUCAGUCAGGGAAACGAGGCUGAGGAAAGAGAGGAGCCUUGGGACCACACUGAAAACACUGAAGAGGAGCCGGUCUCUGGCAGCUCAGGAAGCUGGGACCAGUCAAGCCAGCCAGUGUUUGAGAAUGAGAACGUUAAAUGUUUUGACAGAUGUACUGGCCACUUGGCUGAGCACACAAAGUGUGGGAAGCCACAGGAAAGUACUGGGAGGGGUUGUGCUUUUCUCAAAGUUGCCCAGGGUAGGGGGGACACAUCUAGGCACUGUCUGCCUACCCCAGCAGAUGCCAAAGUUCUUCAGGACACUGGGGGAAAUGUGCACUAUUUCUGGGGUAUUCCAUUCUGCCCUGCUGGAGUAGACCCUAAUCAAUAUACCAAGGUCAUUCUCUGCCAGUUGGAGGUUUAUCAAAAGAGCUUAAAAAUGGCUCAGAGGCAGCUUUUAAAAAAAAAAGGGUUUGGGGAACCAGUGUUACCUAGCCCUCCUUCUCUGAUCCAGAAUGAAUGUGGCCAAGGAGAUCAGGCUAGUGAAAAAAAUGAAGGCAUCUCAGAAGAUAUGGGAGAUGAAGACACAGAGGAGAGGCAGGAGUCUAGGGCAUCUGUCUGGCACUCAAAACCCAAGGAUUUCCAAGAAAGCCCAAUUAAAAGCUUGAAACAGAAACUUUUGUUGGAGGAAGAACCAACAACCAGUCAUGGUCAGUCUUCCCAAGGGCUAUUUGUUGAAGAAACUUCUGAAGAAGGAAACUCUGUACCUGCCUCACAAAGCAUUGCUGCUUUGACCAGUAAGAGAAGCUUAGUCCUUAUGCCAGAGAGUUCUGCAGAAGAAAUCACUGUUUGUCCUGAGACACAGCUAAGUUCCCCUGAAACUCUUGACCUUGAAAGAGAAGACUCUCCUGGUAGCAGAGAAACGCUGGAUGAAGUUGGUAACAGGGAAGAUGCUGAGAAGGAUAUGCCUACUUCUACCUUCUCAUCUAGUACCCAGGUAUCCUGCCCAUUAUGUGAUCAAGGCUUCCCAUCCACAAAGAUUGAGCGACAUGCUAUGUACUGCAAUGGUCUGAUGGAGCAAGAAGCAGUGUUGACUCGGAGACAAAGAGAGGCCAAGAACAAGAGUGACAGCAGGACAACUGCACAGGCUUCCCUAGACAUUGACAAGGUUGAAAAGUGUUAUCUUUGUAAAUCCCUGGUCCCAUUUGGAGAGUAUCAAUAUCAUGUAGAUUCCUGUCUCCAGCUUGCAAGGAGUAACCAAGGAAAUGGACUUGAAGGAAGUGGUAGAGCAUGUUCAACUGUGGAAGGGAAGUGGCUGAGGAACCCAAAGGAAAAAGGCCACAAUGAAGGGCGACUCCUCAGUCUCUUGGAACAGUCUGAGCAUAAGACUGAAGAUGCAGAGAUAAAAACCAAGUCUUCAGAAAUAGGAACCUUCAGGUUGCCCUCACCAGGUGUGGAAGAGGCAGGCUGCAGCAGAGAGAUGCAGAGUUCCCUCACACAGCUUGGCUUAAAUGAGUCUCCUAUCAAGUCUUUUGUUUCCAUUUCAGAAGCCACAGAUUGCUUAGUGGACUUCAAAAAGCAACUUACUGUCCGACCAGCUAGCCGGACACGGACCAAAGCAGGCAGAGGAAGAAGGAGAAAAUCUUGAAUUUCUAGAGUUCAAAGGUUGACAAACCAUUAGUAAUCAGGGUGGGCCAUGUUCAUAAGCCAUAGUAACCCCCAUUUCAUUGUUUAGCAAAUUUUGACUCUGCAGUUUUCACCACCAGCACCCACUCACUCAACAUCUUGGUUUUUUGUUUUCUAUGAUCUAUACAGACAGCUGUGUAAAGUAUUCUGUUUUAUAACAGUCUGUUUGAAUUUACUUAUAGUUAAAAGAAAGUUUAAAUAUAUUUAUCUAUGUAUGAAAUCUUA
Messenger RNA from Marmota flaviventris (yellow-bellied marmot), 2555 nucleotides. NCBI's taxonomy places the organism in Eukaryota, Metazoa, Chordata, Mammalia, Rodentia, Sciuridae. The record is from RefSeq and is a predicted model, not a curated record.